AUGACGAGGGCAGCCAUUUUGGUGUUCUGUUCGCUGCUUACCAGGGCGCUAUGUGUUAUAGCUCCACAAAUACCCGACUUCAAGACCGGUGACAAGAAGAUAAUCAACGGCCCGUUCUGGCAUGAGGCGUAUACGGAGAUAUACGAGGUGGAGGAUGAUGACAUAUCCACCACCACAUCUGAGCCGCUGCCGUUCUUCGAAGACGACGCAUCGACCAACAAUGUCACUGCGCAACUCGGCAGCAGGGUACAUCUACACUGUCGGGUGCAUGAUUUGGGCGAGAAGACGAUAUCCUGGGUCCGUCGUCGCGGUGAGGACCUGCACCUCCUCUCCUUCGGUCGGCAUACAUACUCCGCCGACUCCCGAUACUCUUUGGCCUUCGAACACCCAAACGAUUGGAGACUGCUCAUUCAGUACGUGAGCGAAAGAGACGAAGGAUUCUACGAGUGCCAGAUCUCCACUCAUCCUCCGUUGGUGCGAAGAAUAUACCUGUCUGUUGUUGUGCCAAAAGUGGAAAUCGUCGACGAGCGGGGUCGCCCUCUACAGGACAAGUUCUACAAAGAAGGCUCCAUCAUCGAGUUGCGUUGUGUCGUCAGCGAGGUCCCGCAGCCGACUAGACAGGUCAACUGGAAACACGGCACCAGACUCCUCAACUAUGAUACGAAGAGAGGAGGUGUCAGUGUGAAAACAGAAGCAACGUCAAACGGCGCCCUAUCGCGGUUGUAUAUAGCGAAUGCAAAUAGAAAUGACUCUGGGAACUAUACGUGCUCACUAGCAGACGUCGCCGCCUCCGCCGUCUCCGUGCAUGUGCUUAGAGGCGAGAAUCCUCUGGCAAUGCAACGAGGGGGCGGGGCUGCCACACAUCCACUGCUGGCUAUGUUGGUCGUCGUCCUUAGCUGA
Molecule: messenger RNA, 900 nt
Organism: Pectinophora gossypiella (pink bollworm)
Lineage: Eukaryota; Metazoa; Arthropoda; Insecta; Lepidoptera; Gelechiidae
Product: lachesin-like
Exons: 6
Coding region: 1-900 (299 amino acids)
Biological process (GO): synapse organization
Cellular component (GO): neuron projection membrane
Source: RefSeq, a predicted model, not a curated record